ACUACAACAACUGCCAAUACCUUAGUUGAGUCUACAAACACAGUAGCUAGCAGUACUACAACAGAACCCAUAACCACAACUGCAGCUACCUCUUCACCUGAACCGACUACUACAACAACUGCCAGCACGUCAGCUGAGUCUAUAACCACAACAGCCACCACUAUGGUAUGAGAACCCACAACAACUGCCAACACCCCAACUGAGUCUACAACUACAUCAGUGACCAUUACUGCCACCACCUCAGCUGAGUCUACAAGCACAACAGGCACAACAACUGGCACAAACCCAUGUGAGUCUACAACCACAACAGCCACCAUACUGCAACAGAACCCACAAUGACAACUGCAGCUAGCACCUCACCUGAAACAACUACUACCACAACUACUAGCACCUCAGCUGAGUCUACAAGCAUCACCUUUAUCCUACUGCCAUAGAACCGAUAACCACAACUGCAGCUACCACCUGACCUAUGCUGGCUGCCACAACUUCCAAGACUUCAGUUUAGUGUACAACUCCAGUGGCCAUGACUGUUGCAGUGGAACUGACAACUACAGUGGCAGAUACCACCUCACCUAAACAGACUACCACAACACCUGCAAGCACCUCAACUCAGUCUACCACCAUGGAUGUAGCUGCCCCUUCACCUGAAAUGACUACUACAACAACUGGAUGCACCUAAACUGAGUCUACAACCACAGCAGGAGCCACCAUCUCUCCUGAACUGACUCCCACAAUGACUGCUAGCACCUCAACUGAGUCCACAACCUCAGAAGCAGCUACCAAUUCACCCGAACAAGCUACCACUGCUGCCAGCACCUCAGCUGAUCCUAUGGCCAUGACAGCAGCCAUGACUUCACCUGAUCCUUCUUUCACAACUUCUGCUAGCUCUCUAAAUGUGCCUAUUACCACAACAGUCACCCCCUCUACAAUAGAAGCUAUAACCACUGCCGCAGCCACAACUCCACCUGGACCAACAGUCAUAACAACUGCCAGAAUUUCAUCUGAGUCUACAACCACAAUAGUUACAACUAUUGUAACAGAACUCACAACCACAGUAGCAGCCACCACUUCAACUGAACUGCCUACUACCACCACUGCUAGUACUUCAGCUGGGUCUUCUUCCACCACCAGUGUCCCUACUUCUACAACAGAACCUAUAACUACAGCUGCAGGAAACAGAACCAGGGUAAAUAGGUUGAAGUGACUAAGAGGAAGAUUUUUCUCUCAAUAUAGAGAAGAAUGAUCUAGCAAUGAGAGUCAACCCAAUAUUGAACCCUAGAAAACAGAUGAACCCACUGGAACUCAGCUCAUGGAGGCUGGAAGACAGACUUCACCUUCAUUCAUUGAAGUUUGAUCUGAAUCACUAAGAUCCUUCUUUUAUCUCAAACUUAUCUAUAUACUUUUAUAAUAGCAAAGAACAUUAUCAUUGAUAUUAACUAAAUGAACUUUGAAAUUUACAAUUGAAAGUCAAAGAGUAUAUAUAUAACCAAAUGUAAUAAGAUCAAAAUGCCAACUCCCUUAGGUCAAGUCCUUGUCUGUUUUUCUUACUGCUGUGUGAAUCCUCGUUGCCCAGAACAAUAUCAAGUCUAUAUUAUGUUCUCAGACAUUUGUGAAUGAAUUAACAAGAGACAAUAAUCAUCAACAAAAACAUAUUUGACAUUUUAAGUAGACUUGGAAUGUAAUCUAGUAUAGUUUGGAAUCAGAAAAAUCACUAAUAAAGGUCAAAACAUAUUUUUCAUCUUCUCAAUAUCCCAUUUUGAGUA
This is a messenger RNA of Choloepus didactylus (southern two-toed sloth), 1763 nucleotides long. Its product is annotated as hepatitis A virus cellular receptor 1-like. The coding region runs from base 734 to 1204 and encodes 156 amino acids. NCBI's taxonomy places the organism in Eukaryota, Metazoa, Chordata, Mammalia, Pilosa, Megalonychidae. The record is from RefSeq and is a predicted model, not a curated record. The transcript is spliced from 2 exons.